Messenger RNA from Humulus lupulus (European hop), 1191 nucleotides. RefSeq lists its product as uncharacterized. NCBI's taxonomy places the organism in Eukaryota, Viridiplantae, Streptophyta, Magnoliopsida, Rosales, Cannabaceae. The transcript is spliced from 2 exons. Gene Ontology annotation, molecular function: catalytic activity. The record is from RefSeq and is a predicted model, not a curated record. The coding region runs from base 1 to 1191 and encodes 396 amino acids.
AUGGUUGAUCAACAUACUAAGGAUCGUACUAGAGUCCAGUUCGCUCGGGUCUUGGUUGAGAUGGAUAUUACGGAUUCUCCUCCUCGUAUUAUCCAAUUUCUAAAUGAACAUGGUCAGUUAGUGGAGCAGGGCAUUGAUUAUGAAUGGCUUCCUGUGAAGUGUAAGAGUUGCUCGGGGUAUGGGCAUAUUAUGGCUGACUGUCGUAAGGGGGAAAUGAUUACUAAAGGGAAACUGAAAGUUGUAGAAAAGGUUGAAGCAGCUUCCAAUGCUCAGGAUCUAAAGACUUCGGUGGAGGUGGCAAGGGUUAAUCCUGAUGUUCAGCUGGUCAAUAAAGUUAAGGCACCACCUACUCAGGAUAAAGAAUGGCUUAUUCCUAAAAUAAAAGUUCAAGCAAAAGGGCAAGGAACUCAAGAGUAUGCUAAACCAGGUUCAGCUAGACAGGAAGUGAAGACAUCUGGAAAUGCUUUUAGCAUUUUGCAAGAUUCAGGAACUAGUUUGGAGAAGGGUUCAGUGCCAACGGUGGCAAAGGAGUUAGGAGUUGGAGCUUUAAUUGAAACUAAGUUGAAGGAGAACAAGGUUACUGAAAUGAUGAUGACUAAAUUCAGUGGCUGGGAUUGCUAUAAUAGCCCAGUUAUUGAGGGUCGGUUGCUUAUUAUUUGGAGGAAGAAAUUUGUCAGAGUGAUUGUCAUCUCUGAAUCCACUCAGUUUGUGCAUUGCUUUGUUAAAAUGACAGGUCAGGAUAUUGCUUUUUGUGCUACAUUUGUGUAUGGGUUAAACACCAUUGAUGCGAGGAAAAGUUUAUGGGAGGACCUUAUGAAGCUUAAAUUUCCUGUUAAGCCCUGGAUUCUGCUUGGAGACUUCAAUGCAGUGUUCAAUUGUGAUGACAGAGUUGGUGGGGUUCCUAUUGCUAUGAAGGACUUGAAUGAUUCUAAUUUGUGGCUAGCUCAGGCUCAUGUGGAAGCUCUCAAAAGGACUGGCUCGUUUUUCACUUGGUCUAACAACCAAGAAGGAGCUAGUAGAAUAUAUUCGCGAAUAGACCAUGCGUUGGUUAAUGAGGAUUGGCAUGAUAUUUUCCCUCAUUCUUUUGCUCAUUUUGCUUGGGAGACCUCAUCUGAUCACUGUUCUUGUGUCAUUGCUGCUUCUAUAUCAGAGAAGAUUGGGUUUAUACCUUUUCGUUAUUUUAAUUUCUAG